AAACGACUUCUCUUGGCCAAACGGGCUAUAAUCUAUCCUAUUCCCACAAUAACAAAGACAAUUAAGCCGUUGCAACGUUGUGCAGGAGAAAGAAUGACAGUUGACGACGAGAGCUCGAUAUAUGUGGGAGGGCUUCCCUACAGCGCCACCGAAGAAACUCUCCGUCGAGUCUUCGAUGUUUACGGUGCUGUUGUAGGCAUUAAGAUAAUCAAUGACCGUAAGGUUGGGGGAAAAUGUUAUGGCUUUGUCACCUUCACUAAUCCUCGGUCAGCCACGCGUGCCAUCAAUGAAGUGGAUGGGAGGACUAUUGAUGGGCGAGUUGUAAGAGUAAAUGAAGUGACUACAAGAGGUGGCAGAUCAGAUUUUGGUCGAGAAAGUAUUCGGCAUUCUGAGAGAGGGGUGAGAGGUGGUGAUACGGAUCGAGACUGGGAAAGAGGCUAUGAUCAUGAUGAUAACAGACGUAGGAAUGGGCAUAGAGAGCAUUCUCGAGAUCGCGAUCACAAGAGGGAGAGAGGAUAUGACCGAAAUCGUGAUCGUGGUCGAUCACGAGAUUAUCAAGUCAAUAGAGAUGGGGGUGCUGAUGAUGAAAGUCGUUUGGAGGAUGUUGAGCCGGAAGAUGAAAGGAUUCGAGAAAGUAGCUGGGAAAGAGAGAGGGACCAGCCUAGAAAGAUGCAGAAAACCAACAGUAACCAUAAAAGCAGAGAUAGAGAGAAGGAUCAAAUGCCUAAGCUACUGCCCCGGUCUAAUUUAGACGACCAUGUUAGUAGAGAGCUGUCAGCUGAGUCAAGUGAGAAUGAUCAGCAUCAGAUGGAAAGGCAAACAGAAAUUUCAGGUCGGAAACUUGAAGAACUUAAGAAAAAGGCGUCUUUGAUGGAGGAAUUGGUCAACGAGAAGCAAAAUUUGGUGUCUAAGUUACAGGAAAGAUCCAAGAAACUGGAGGAUUCAUUGACAGCUGCACAGAAGCUUACAUCACAGAGACAGAUGCAAUUAUCAAAGUUGUAUAAACAUUAUGCACAAGUAAGAGAGUGUGGUGAAAGGCUUAAAAUCUCAGAACAGGAACUACAGGCUCUGGUCCACUCCACGAUGAUGGAGGUAGAAAUUGGUUGAUAUAUUUGUGUAUGUGGUGGGUCCGACAAGUAGCAGACAUUGCCAAUUAAACUAGGUUCAACAAUUUUAUUGCACUUCAUAUAUGUUUGUAUGACACUCAUGUAUCCAAACCUCUUUCUUGCCGAUAAUGUAUUUCAUAUAUGUUUGUAUGGUGUUCAUGUAUGCGGUCCUCUUUCUUGGCCUAAAUGCAUGUUUUUUGGUCU
Molecule: messenger RNA, 1310 nt
Organism: Nicotiana attenuata
Lineage: Eukaryota; Viridiplantae; Streptophyta; Magnoliopsida; Solanales; Solanaceae
Product: U1 small nuclear ribonucleoprotein 70 kDa
Exons: 9
Coding region: 94-1107 (337 amino acids)
Molecular function (GO): mRNA binding
Source: RefSeq, a predicted model, not a curated record